Molecule: messenger RNA, 2815 nt
Organism: Nomia melanderi (Alkali bee)
Lineage: Eukaryota; Metazoa; Arthropoda; Insecta; Hymenoptera; Halictidae
Product: very long chain fatty acid elongase AAEL008004
Biological process (GO): sphingolipid biosynthetic process; fatty acid elongation, monounsaturated fatty acid; fatty acid elongation, saturated fatty acid
Cellular component (GO): endoplasmic reticulum membrane
Molecular function (GO): fatty acid elongase activity
Source: RefSeq, a predicted model, not a curated record
GCGUGGCGGCCUUCGGUUUCCGUCGUCUUUAUCGCGUCGUCCUCGUCGUCGUGGUUGUCCCCAUCUUCGCCGCGGUCUUUCGUUUUUCGUUCCCGUUUCGAGGCAGAAGGGAAAAGGGACUCGGUUCCCCGUGCACGAUCACGGAGCAGUUCGCCCCGGCGCAAGUAGACCAGUGACAAAAGGGAGACGAAGAUCAAUCGUAUGGAGAUCGGGCAACGUCGAGGUGGGAGAUCCGUAUGCGAGCACGUAGAAUCGUGACAGGUUACGAACACGGAUCGGUCAGUGCUCGAAAGUGGGAGACCGAAACGGGAGGAAGAGAAAAGGAAAAAAGGACGGAAGGAAGAAAAAAGGAGAGAGAAAGAAAGGGAGAGAGAAGGAGUGAGAGAGAGAGGAGUAGUACUAGCGGUAGAAUGAAGCAUCGCGGCGACGAGGAGUAGGGUGACGGCGAGUUGCGAGCAAGGUGGACGGGCCGGGCGGUUAGGUAGCGUAAACGUUAAACGGCCGCGCGUUACAGCCUGUAGAAAAAGAAAUCGUCAGUCGGGUACGACCGCGUGCACAGGAAACUGUCGGCAGGGAUUCGUCGACACUGACUUCUCCUUCCUCUUUUUUUUUCCUCUUCUCUUUUUCCCUCGCACUCCGCCUCUCCUUCAUACUUUCCUCGUUCCGCCUACGUUUCCUAUCCCCCGUUCGUUUUGUUGUUCCUUCUUCGCCUCCCCAUCCGUGUGAUACAACGGGCCCGCGACCACGGAGAGGAGGAAGAAGACGCGUGCCACCGAUGAAGAAAACCGGCGACGAGCAGUCGUUGUUCUUACUCGCGCUCACUCGCUCGUAACAGCGGCGAGCGACUCGAACUGCUUUCGCCCGUUUCGCGACACGGCUACCGAAACAGAUCAUCGUCAUCCGACCGACCGUCGUCGCCUGGACUGCACACGGGGCCCCGAAGAGGAUAAUAGAGAGGAACGGGCGCAGCAUCGCCGUUCCGGUAAUCCGCGCGAACCAGCGGCGUGUCUCUCCUUGCAUGUACCGUCGGCCAGGUGACAGGAAGAGGACAACGGGGCCGUUGGAGGAAAGCUUCUUCUCGAUUGUCGGCGGGGAAGCCGGUAACCUCGGUGUCACAGGACGAUCGUGAGUCGGCGAGGAAACACGCUCCGAGGAGGGAGAACGAGACAAGGAACCACGUAAACGCAGAGCCGAGCCAAGAUGACGAGUAUAGUGUCGGAUCUGGUGCACGGGUACAGGGACCUCAUGGAUAACAAAUCCGAUCCCAGGGUGAAGAAUUGGGCGAUGAUGAGCAGUCCUUUCCCGACGGUGGCGAUAUGCCUCGGUUACGCUUAUUUCAGCAGGGUUUUGGGACCGAGGUUAAUGGAAAACAAAAAACCCUUCACCCUCCGACAAAUCCUGAUAGUGUACAACUUCCUUCAAACUAUAUUCUCCACAUGGAUCUUCUACGAGUACUUGAUGAGUGGCUGGGCAAAAGGAUACAGCCUCCGGUGCCAACCGGUCGACUACUCGAACAACCCGCUAGCAAUACGAAUGGCGGCAACGUGUUGGUGGUAUUACAUCAGCAAGUUCACUGAGUUCUUCGAUACCCUCUUUUUCAUCCUGAGGAAGAAGAAUCAGCAGGUGUCGACGCUGCACGUGAUCCACCACGGAAUAAUGCCUUUCUCCGUUUGGAUGGGUUUGAAGUUCGCGCCGGGCGGCCAUAGCACCUUCUUCGCUCUCUUGAACACUUUCGUUCACAUAAUCAUGUACUUCUACUACAUGCUGUCCGCGAUGGGCCCUCAGUAUCAGAAGUACCUCUGGUGGAAAAAGUACCUGACUACUUUGCAAAUGGUGCAAUUCGUGAUGAUCAUGAGCCACCAGUUCCAGCUGUUGUUCACGGAGUGCAAUUACCCGCGCGGCUUCAUGAUCUGGAUCGGUCUGCACGGCGUGCUGUUCCUGGGUCUGUUCUCGGACUUCUACAAGACGAAAUACGUGGACAAGAUGGCUACGACGAAGAGGCGGAAGCAGAGCUCGCAGAACGGCUCGGCGGGCGGGCUCUGCAUGCCGGUGCUAGAGGAGGACUCGACGCCGCGGCAGAACGGCGUCUCGUCUUACGCGACGAUCUACAACAAGGAAUACAACAGUUGUUACAGCAACGGCACCAACAACGGUUACGUGGCCAACAACAACACGGAGAAGAAGCUCGCUUAGGACAGUAUGCGGCGGCGUCUGGUUGUGGGAGACAAGCUCGGGACACCGAAUCGAUCGCACGAUACGCAAUAUUUAAUAAAUCCAUUUAACGCGGCUCGAACCCUCGGCGGCGGUCGGCGAUGAUCGCGCGGCAGCGGUUCCGAUCGCCGGACGAACGGGGAGGAAACUCUCCUACGUCGACGGCGGUUCGCGGUUCUCUGUGUUCAGGCGCGCGUGUUCGGAAGCCGGCCGCGUCCGGUCCGCGCGAGAGGACCACGACCAGUCGCGCGCAUGUUCGAUCAUCAUCGGCUAAAGGAGAAGAAAAAUAAAGAAACGCUUCGAGCACACGCUGUUUUUCUCAUUCGUCAAAUAAAAGAAAAGAAAAGAAAAGAAAAUAAAGAAAACCGUCUUUAACCGAGCUGACGCGGGACAUUGUGUUCGCGUUCAUCGUCCUACCGAAUGGGGAUUAUCGCCGAGAAAAGGGGGUUGUUACACGUAAGAACUCUAUUAUCGAAUAAAAUUUAAUCAUCGUCACCAGCGGGGAAGAAGGGCUCGUCUUGCACACACAAGCAUACACUCAAACACACACACACACACACAUACACACAUACCGAUCUUUUGUCUAAAAAAGAAAAUAAUUACA